AUGGAGAAGAUGAAAAAGAAGAAGAGCAAGGUGGGCAAGAAGAAGGAGAAGAACGAGGUGAAGGAUCCUAAGGUUGAACAGAAUGUGGAGGAGAGCAAGGUUGAACAGAAUGUGGAGGAGAGCAAGGUUGACCAGAAUGUGGAGGGGACUGAUGUGAAAGUCGAAGAAUUCGAGGAGGAGGACCAGAAUGUGAAGGAGAAUGAGGCGAAGGAUCCUAAUGAUGUGAAAGUCGAAGAAUUCGAAGAGGAGGACCAGAAUGUGGAGGAGAAUGAGGUGAAUGAUCCUAAGGUUGUGAAGGUCAAAGAGGAGAGCAAGGUUGAAGAGAAUGUGGAGGAGACUGAGGUUGUUGAGCAGAAAGAGGAGAGCAAGAUUGUUGUUGAGCAGAAGGAGAGCAAUGUUGUUGUUGAGAAGAAGGAUGAGACUAAGGAGUCAUCUACUGUGGAUGAUGAUGAGAAGAUGGAUGAUGUGGAUGAUCUGAAAUUGAAAGUGGAGGAUCUGAAGGUGAAGGAUGUGAAAGUGCAAAAAGGAAUUGAGAGUAAGAAGGUUGAAGAUGACAAUGAUGAUUUACAGUUAUACAAUACUCCUCCUAAAGCAAAUUUUAGGAGGAGAGUGAGGAAGCCGAAAAAAGAUGAAUCGUACACCAACCCUUCUUUGUCAAAACUGCCAAAGACAAAUGAUCCAAUGAAAAUCAAUCCCCUUCAAAAAUUUGAAGAUGAGCUGCUGGAUAAAGUAAAAGAUUGGUUGGAUGAUCCAAAAACAAAUGAUGCGACAAAGGAUGUAUCGACUUGCGUAGUGGGGAAAGAUAUGUUUGUUAGAGUUCUAACAAGGUUGACAUGGCUUGAAGAAACUGAAAUAGAUGCAUUCUGCUACCUUUUGCGAAAAAGGAUUGCAGAAUAUCCCAAGACUAAAGUCGCAAUAGGGGACUGCCUUUUGGCCGAUAGAAUCGGGCGAGAGUACAAGAAAUUCAGUAACGAUAUUGCAAAUUAUCCCGUCGAUGAAUUCAAAGACUACUACAUGGGUGCACCUCAUAGAAACAUGCUUGAAUGGUCAGAAAUCGACGAUAUUUACUUGCCCGUCAAUAUAAACCAGAAGCAUUGGAUUUUGUGUGUUGCACGUCUUCAGAAGUAUCGAAUUGAACGUCUAUGA
This is a messenger RNA of Impatiens glandulifera, 1146 nucleotides long. Its product is annotated as probable serine/threonine-protein kinase kinX. The record is from RefSeq and is a predicted model, not a curated record. The transcript is spliced from 6 exons. Lineage: Eukaryota; Viridiplantae; Streptophyta; Magnoliopsida; Ericales; Balsaminaceae. Bases 1 to 1146 code for a protein of 381 amino acids. Gene Ontology annotation, molecular function: cysteine-type peptidase activity. Gene Ontology annotation, biological process: proteolysis.